Messenger RNA from Jatropha curcas, 1879 nucleotides. It is a transcript of the gene OZS1, whose product is annotated as C4-dicarboxylate transporter/malic acid transport protein. Lineage: Eukaryota; Viridiplantae; Streptophyta; Magnoliopsida; Malpighiales; Euphorbiaceae. Gene Ontology annotation, cellular component: membrane. Gene Ontology annotation, biological process: intracellular monoatomic ion homeostasis; transmembrane transport; stomatal closure. The record is from RefSeq and is a predicted model, not a curated record. Gene Ontology annotation, molecular function: voltage-gated monoatomic anion channel activity.
CGUAAGUACCUGCAAAUAUUAUGUUAAGCAAUUCAACACAAAAAAAAUUGUCAAACACUUGGAUUUUGUUUUUCGUUUGAUCAUUUACAAAAAAGCAAAAUGGAGAAUAGAGAGAGACCAAAUUCUCAUAGUUCUCUUGAGACUCAUUUUGUAGAUAUCCAUGAAAUAUUGCCAGAGGAAGAAGAAGAAGAAGAAGAAGGAAAAUCAAGAAUGGCAGAAGAUAAAGCAAGAAGAAGUCUAAACAGACAGUUUAAACCUAGAGAAAUAAGAAGACCUCGCAGAAGUACUUUUAGCAGGCAAGUUUCACUAGAGACAGGGUUUUCAGUUCUUAAGAGAGAAUCUAAAGCUAAUAAUGAAAGGAGGGUUCUUCCAAGAAGUGGACAUAGUUUUGGAGGAUUUGAUUCAACUAAUAGAAUUAAUAUUGGGAAAGGAGAUUUUAGUAUUUUCAAGACCAAAGCCACUCUUAGUAAGCAGAAUUCAUUGUUGCCUGGAAGAAAAGAAAGAGAUACGGGAAAUCAAAAACUUGAUACCUCUAAUGGGAUUGAUGAGUCUGUUAAUGAAGGAGUUCCUGCUGGAAGAUACUUUGCUGCUCUUAGAGGACCUGAGCUAGACCAAGUCAAGGAAUAUGAGGAUAUCCUCCUUCCAAAAGAUGAGAAAUGGCCUUUUCUCCUGAGAUUCCCUAUUGGUUGCUUCGGAAUUUGUCUUGGCCUGAGUAGCCAAGCUGUUCUAUGGCUUAAUCUUGCAACAAGCCCAGCAACCAAAUUUCUCCACAUUAGACCAUUUAUUAACCUUUUUCUCUGGGUUUUAGCAGUCGCGGUCCUAAUCUCAGUUGCCUUUACAUACAUUCUCAAAUGCAUAUUCUACUUUGAAGCAGUUAAAAGAGAGUACUUUCAUCCAGUUCGUGUCAACUUUUUCUUUGCACCGUGGAUUGUGUGUAUGUUCCUAGCCAUUAGUGUACCUCCUAUUCUAGCUCCUAAAACCUUACACCCUGCCCUUUGGUGCACAUUUAUGGGACCAUAUUUCUUCUUGGAGCUAAAAAUUUAUGGCCAAUGGCUUUCUGGUGGAAAGAGACGUCUUUGCAAAGUAGCUAAUCCAUCUUCACAUCUUUCUGUGGUUGGAAAUUUUGUUGGUGCAAUUUUAGCUUCUAAAGUUGGAUGGAAGGAAGUAGCUAAGUUCUUGUGGGCAAUUGGGUUUGCACAUUAUCUUGUAGUGUUUGUAACUUUGUACCAGAGAUUGCCAACAAGCGAAGCAUUGCCUAAAGAACUUCAUCCUGUUUAUUCUAUGUUCAUUGCAGCUCCAUCUGCUGCUAGUAUUGCUUGGGAAACUAUUUAUGGUGAUUUUGACGGUUUGUCAAGGAAUUGCUACUUCAUUGCUCUUUUUCUCUAUAUUUCCCUUGUUGUACGAAUCAAUUUCUUCACAGGCUUCAGGUUCUCGGUGGCAUGGUGGUCUUACACUUUCCCCAUGACAACAGUAUCAGUGGCAACUAUCAAGUAUGCAGAGCAGGUUCCUGGUGUUCCAAGCAAAGUGCUUGCACUUGGGCUGUCUUUCAUGUCUUCAACAAUGGUGUCUGUACUCUUCGUCUCCACCCUUCUCCAUGCGUUCGUUUGGCGGACUUUGUUUCCUAAUGAUCUUGCCAUUGCUAUAACAAAGAAAAGACUUGUCAAAGACAUAAAACCCUUCAAGAAAGCCUAUGAUAUUAGGCGUUGGACAAAGCAGGCUAUUAAUAAGCAGAGUCAACCAAACAAGAAAGGAGAAGAUGAUGGUUUGCUUACUCCACAGUAAACUGGAGAUGGAACAAACUUUGCAUAACAGCACUUGUAAUCUUCUUAAUUGCCUGCCUUAUUAAUAAUAUUUUUGAGCCAUUAAUAAUUUUGAUACA